UCUGUAGGGUCAGAGGGCACAAGUGUGUGUUUUCGGCAUGCAUAGGGAGGAUGUAGAUGGUGGUUCAUACUGAUUGCAUGUAUAAGCAGUGUCAACGUGUUGAAGUUUAGUUAUGCGGAGUGAACGUGGUGCAAAUUCAGACAGUAUUUAGCAGAUAUAUUUGUAUUGCUGUGUUGGGCGUGAAAUAGCAGACAUCAUGGUGAAGGAACAAUUUAGAGAGACGGAUGUGGCCAAGAAAAUAAGCCACAUCUGUUUUGGGAUGAAAUCUGCCGAGCAGAUGCGUCAGCAGGCUCAUAUCCAGGUGGUCAGCAAGAAUCUGUACAGCCAGGACACCAGUCACACACCACUGGCCUACGGUGUCCUGGAUCAUCGCAUGGGCACGAGUGAGAAGGACCGACCAUGUGAUACGUGUGGAAAGAACUUGGCAGACUGUCUGGGUCACUACGGAUACCUAGACUUGGAGCUACCCUGCUUUCAUGUUGGCUACUUCAAAGCCAUCAUAGGAAUCCUACAGAUGAUCUGUAAAACGUGUAACCACAUCAUGCUGUCCAAAGAGGACAAGCUUCAGUUCAUGGACCUCCUCAGAAGGCCCGGCCUGGUCUACCUUCAGAAGCGCGGCCUGAAGAAGAAAAUCUCUGACAAGUGCAGGAAGAGGACUGUCUGUCUGAACUGCAAUGCAUUCAAUGGUCCAGUGAAGAAGUGUGGUUUGUUGAAAAUUCUCCAUGAGAAAUACAAGACUACUAAGAAAGUGGUGGACCCCAUAGUGACAGACUUUCUGCAGUCCUUUGACAUCGCCAUCGAGCACAACAAAGAAGUGGAGGCGCUACUGACGCGGGCUCAAGAAAACCUGAACCCGCUGGUGGUGCUGAAUAUGUUCCGGAGGAUUCCGGCGGAGGAUGUGCCGCUGCUGCUGAUGAACCCGGAGUCGGGGAAGCCGGCCGACCUCAUCCUGACCCGCCUGCUGGUGCCGCCGCUCUGCAUCCGACCCUCGGUGGUCAGCGACCUCAAGUCCGGCACCAACGAGGAUGAUCUCACCAUGAAGCUCACGGAGAUCAUCUUCCUCAACGACGUCAUCAAGAAGCAUCGCAUGUCUGGGGCGAAGACGCAGAUGAUCAUGGAGGACUGGGACUUCCUGCAGCUGCAGUGCGCCCUGUACAUCAACAGUGAGCUGUCAGGCAUCCCUCUCAAUAUGGCACCCAAGAAGUGGACCAGAGGCUUCGUGCAAAGACUCAAGGGGAAGCAAGGGCGUUUCCGUGGAAACCUGUCAGGAAAGCGAGUGGAUUUCUCUGGCAGAACGGUCAUCUCCCCCGACCCCAACCUGCGGAUUGAUGAGGUGGCAGUCCCCAUCCAUGUCGCCAAGAUCUUGACCUACCCAGAGAAGGUGAACAAAGCCAACAUUGAAAUGUUGAGGAAGCUGGUGAAGAGCGGACCAGAGGUGCACCCUGGGGCCAACUUCAUCCAGCAGAGACACAACCAGAUGAAGAGGUUCUUGAGGUACGGCAACCGCGAGAAGAUGGCUCAGGAGCUGAAGUUUGGCGACGUGGUCGAGAGGCACAUGAUCGACGGCGACAUUGUACUCUUCAACCGGCAGCCCUCACUGCACAAGCUCAGUAUCAUGGCGCACAUAGCGGUAGUGAAACCCCACCGGACGUUCCGCUUCAACGAAUGCGUCUGCACGCCCUACAACGCCGACUUUGACGGCGACGAGAUGAACCUCCACCUUCCCCAGACGGAGGAGGCCAAGGCUGAGGCCCUCGUUCUCAUGGGGACAAAAGCCAACCUGGUCACACCAAGAAACGGGGAGCCGCUGAUUGCCGCCAUUCAGGACUUUCUAACAGGAGCUUACCUGCUGACGCUGAAGGACACCUUCUUCGACCGGUCGAAAACCUGCCAGCUCGUGGCCUCCAUCCUCGCGGGCAAAGACGAGAAGAUCAAAAUAACUCUGCCCCGCCCUUCCAUCAUGAAGCCUGUGACCCUGUGGACGGGGAAGCAGAUCUUCAGCCUGAUCCUGAAGCCCGGCGCAGCCUGUCCUGUCAAGGCCAACCUGCGCACCAAAGGAAAACAGUACAGCGGCAAAGGAGAGGACAUGUGCUCCAAUGACUCCUUCGUGGUGAUCCAGAACAGUGAGUUGCUGUGCGGCACCAUGGACAAGGGCACGCUGGGCUCCGGCUCCAAGAACAACAUCUUCUACAUCCUGCUGCGCGACUGGGGCCAGAUGGAGGCGGCUGACGCCAUGUCCCGCCUGGCCCGCCUGGCCCCUUGCUACCUGUCCAACAGAGGCUUCUCCAUUGGCAUCGGGGACGUCACCCCGGGCCAGGGGCUUCUGAAGGCCAAGCAGGACCUGCUGGACGCCGGCUACAAGAAGUGUGACGAGUACAUCGAGGCCCUGAAGACUGGCAAGCUCGCCCCACAGCCAGGGUGCACACCGGACGAGACGCUGGAGGCCCUGAUUCUGAGAGAGCUGUCCGUCAUCAGAGAUCAUGCAGGUAGUGCCUGUCUCCGAGAGCUGGAUAAAAGCAACAGUCCCCUCGUCAUGGCCUUGUGUGGCUCUAAAGGGUCUUUCAUCAAUAUCUCUCAGAUGAUCGCCUGUGUCGGUCAGCAAGCCAUCAGUGGCUCACGUGUGCCUGAUGGCUUUGAGAACCGCUCCCUGCCCCACUUCGACAAGCACUCAAAGCUCCCCGCGGCCAAGGGCUUUGUGGCGGACAGCUUCUACUCAGGCCUCACCCCCACGGAGUUCUUCUUCCACACUAUGGCCGGCAGGGAGGGCCUGGUGGACACCGCUGUGAAGACGGCUGAGACUGGAUACAUGCAGAGGCGUCUGGUGAAGUCCCUGGAGGACCUGUGUUCCCAGUACGACCUGACUGUGCGCAGCUCCACGGGUGACAUCAUCCAGUUCAUCUACGGAGGCGACGGUCUUGAUCCCGCCGCCAUGGAGGGAAAGGAUGAGCCGCUGGAGUUCAAGAGGGUCCUCGACAACAUCAGGUCUGUGUUCACGUGUCCGGACGAGCCGGCCUUGAGCAGAAAUGAGCUGGUGCUCACCGCCGAGUCCAUCAUGAAGAAGACCGACUUCAUGUGCUGCAGAGACACCUUCCUCGACGCAUUAACUGAAUCUGGAUGUCAGAAGUACCUCGAGGAAAUAAAGAAAUUCAUUAAGAGCGUCUCCGACAAAAUCAAGAAGACCCGAGACAAGUACGGCAUAAACGACAACGGCACCACCGAGCCAAAGGUCCUCUACCAGCUAGACAGGAUCACUCCCACCCAGCUUGAGAAGUUCCUGGAGACAUGCAGAGACAAGUACAUGAGGGCUCAGAUGGAGCCAGGCUCGGCGGUGGGGGCCCUCUGUGCCCAGAGCAUUGGGGAGCCGGGCACGCAGAUGACCCUCAAGACCUUCCACUUCGCUGGAGUAGCCUCCAUGAACAUCACCCUGGGUGUGCCCCGCAUCAAGGAGAUCAUCAACGCCUCCAAGAACAUCAGCACUCCGAUUAUCACCGCAAACUUGGACGUGGAUGAUGAUGCUGACUUCGCCCGUCUGGUGAAAGGCCGUAUUGAGAAAACGCUGCUAGGAGAGAUCUCGGAGUACAUCGAGGAGGUGUUUCUUCCGGACGACUGUUUCAUCCUGGUGAAGCUCUCCCUGGAGAGGAUUCGACUCUUGCGACUGGAGGUCAAUGCGGAGACGGUGCGUUACUCUAUCUGCAUGUCCAAGCUGCGGGUGAAGCCCGGGGACAUCGCGGUGCACGGCGAGGCGGUGGUGUGCGUGUCGCCGCGGGAGAACAGCAAGAGCUCCAUGUACUACGUGCUGCAAACGCUCAAGCAGGACUUACCCAAGGUGGUGGUGCAAGGGAUCCCUGAGGUGGCCCGCGCCGUCAUUCACAUUGACGAGGCGAGUGGCAAGAAGAAGUUAAAACUGCUCGUGGAGGGAGACAACCUCCGGAGUGUCAUGGCAACCCAUGGCGUGAAAGGCAGCAGGACGACCUCCAACAACACUUACGAAGUUGAGAAGACCCUUGGCAUAGAAGCGGCCCGCACCACCAUCAUUAACGAGAUUCAGUACACCAUGGUCAACCACGGCAUGAGUAUCGACCGCAGGCACGUUAUGCUGCUGGCUGACCUCAUGUCCUAUAAGGGAGAGAUCUUGGGAAUAACCAGGUUCGGCCUGGCUAAAAUGAAGGAGAGCGUGCUGAUGCUGGCGUCCUUUGAGAAAACUGCCGAUCAUCUGUUCGACGCAGCGUACUUUGGACAGAAGGACUCUGUUUGUGGUGUGUCUGAGUGCAUCAUCAUGGGCAUUCCGAUGAACAUUGGAACCGGCUUGUUCAAGCUGCUCCAUAAGGCCGAUAAAGACCCAAACCCACCCCGCCGACCGCUGCUCUUCGACAGCCCAGAGUUCCACAUCCCUCUAGUCACCUAGGUAAUCGCCACAGGGCAGGGCUGGGAUUGGACGGACCCCACCACUGAAGAAACAAUCUUCAAUGUAUUGCAAUUCUCCGUGCCUAGUGAGUUUAGGGGCGGGGGAGGGGGGCGGCAAUGGAAUACAGUUUUGGCUGAAAGAAAUAAUGGGUUUGGCGUUGCAGUCGUUUUAAAGGUAGAGGCUGACAGUGGGAAUACAUCUGGCCCUGGAUCAGUGUGGGUCCAUCGAAUCCGCAAACAAAUUAGCGACAGAUCAGUUUCAGCGUCAGCAGCAGCAGCAGAAACCCAGACUCUGGAUCACAUGUCACUCAAAUCUGUCAUGUUCAUUUGUCAGGCAAUCAGGGUGCCCUUCCUCUUGUUUUUUCUGCUGUUGUCCGUCUCAGAUGUUGAGUGAGUGUUUCAACAGGGACAAAAUAUAGAGCUCAUCAUUUUCCACUCGGAAGAAAUCUGGACAGCCUUUGGUUCGCUCGCUCUUGUGAAGUCCAGUGGGAAGGUGUCAUUCCAAACACCUUUUUUUUUUUUGCUUUGAAGAUUUUGACACAUCCGAUUCAUCAGAAUUUUACCUCAGUACCGACUCUGACAAAGUCACUCUUUUUCUGUUUCGUUGCAAGACACACACAUUUCAUUUCUCACUGUGUGCCUUUAUGCCUGGGUUAUUGCACAUUCUUGUGCAGUAUGUUUUGAGUUAGUAUCAUUUUUAAAAGUAACAAGCUUGCCGUAUCUGCUUGUAGAGUGUUUGGUAUGUGCCUCAGCCAAUUAUGUAGAUAAAUAGAAAAAACUGUUUCUAUAUUGGUACAUACAUUUGAUGCUCCUGAUGUUUUUUUUCCUUCAGACAGGAGGGAUGAAAUUGUCCUACUAAUUAAAAUUCAGUUUUUUUUUUUUUAGCUUUAGUCUGGUUUUGGAGAUUUUCCUUACUUUCUCAGUCAACCUCCUAUUGAUGUGCAGAGGAAAAAGUAUGACUACAGCAUGACUGUUUUUUUCUUUGUUUUUUUUUUCAUCUGUAUAUAAACAUAUAGCCUAUAUAUGGUCGUGAGUAAAGUGUUAAUAAAGGAAUGUCUUAUCUGGA
Molecule: messenger RNA, 5470 nt
Organism: Clupea harengus (Atlantic herring)
Lineage: Eukaryota; Metazoa; Chordata; Actinopteri; Clupeiformes; Clupeidae
Gene: polr3a
Product: polymerase (RNA) III (DNA directed) polypeptide A
Exons: 32
Coding region: 197-4405 (1402 amino acids)
Biological process (GO): DNA-templated transcription
Molecular function (GO): DNA-directed RNA polymerase activity; DNA binding
Source: RefSeq, a predicted model, not a curated record